GCACUUAGAGAGGCAGUCGGGAUGGAGGGUCGAGUUGAAGACAGGGAGGGGUGAGGAACGAGCAGAGGCCAGUUGUUUGGCCACUUGAGGGAGUUUGGACUUGUCCCGAGGGCACUAGGGAGCCGUGAAGGGCUUCAAGCCGGGGAGGAUCAUGUCUGACUCCCUGGUGGUGUGCGAGGUAGACCCAGAGCUAACAGAAAAGCUGAGGAAAUUCCGCUUCCGAAAAGAGACAGACAAUGCAGCCAUCAUAAUGAAGGUGGACAAAGACCGGCAGAUGGUGGUGCUGGAGGAAGAAUUUCAGAACAUUUCCCCAGAGGAGCUCAAAAUGGAGUUGCCGGAGAGACAGCCCAGGUUCGUGGUUUACAGCUACAAGUACGUGCAUGACGAUGGCCGAGUGUCCUACCCUUUGUGUUUCAUCUUCUCCAGCCCUGUGGGCUGCAAGCCGGAACAACAGAUGAUGUAUGCAGGGAGUAAAAACAGGCUGGUGCAGACAGCAGAGCUCACAAAGGUGUUUGAAAUCCGCACCACUGAUGACCUCACCGAGGCCUGGCUCCAAGAAAAGUUGUCUUUCUUUCGUUGAUCUCUGGGCUGGGGACUGAAUUCCUGAUGUCUGAGUCCUCAAGGUGACUGGGGACUUGGAACCCCUAGGACCUGAACAACCAAGACUUUAAAUAAAUUUUAAAAUGCAAAAACUCGGA
Molecule: messenger RNA, 698 nt
Organism: Pan troglodytes (chimpanzee)
Lineage: Eukaryota; Metazoa; Chordata; Mammalia; Primates; Hominidae
Gene: GMFG
Product: glia maturation factor gamma
Exons: 7
Coding region: 152-580 (142 amino acids)
Biological process (GO): negative regulation of Arp2/3 complex-mediated actin nucleation; actin filament debranching
Cellular component (GO): cortical actin cytoskeleton
Molecular function (GO): Arp2/3 complex binding; actin binding
Source: RefSeq, a predicted model, not a curated record